GCUCUCAGGCUAGGAAAAAACAAGCAGUAUAUCAAUUAUUAUUCAGAAUGAUUCGUCGGCUUUCAAUCCACUUGGUGCACUCUGUCGAGCAUAUAAUAAUUGGAGGUUUCAGUUGCAUUGAUCCAAUUUCCUAGGAUUUCUUGGCAGGAUGGCCCUUGAUGGUGCCAGAUCUCUGCUUUGGAAUCAACAUCUUUUAUAAAAGGGCAUGAGAUGGCGCCGCCCCCUGCAGAACAAUGCGGAACGUUAACGAGGUGUGUCCUUUAAUCAAACAGGAAACAAUCAGAAGAUAAAGCCGUAGACAGGAAAACUCGUGGUUUUUGUCUGAAACGGUUUCUGAAACGAAAUGUUUAUUGAUAAGAAGCCGCCAGACAUGUUUGGGUUAAACGAUCACGCGGUCUCUUCAACAGUGACGUAAAAAUCGCCAAUAUAUCUCAUCUCGGUUUUUUUUUUCUUGUUUGAUUUCCUCUUUGAGGUUUUUAGUGAAGUGAACUGUUGUGAAAGAAACCAUCAAGCCGUGCAGAUGCUUGAAUGGCCGCUUAUGGGACUUUCCGUUUUGGUGACCCGUUCGCGACAAGAUGAGAACCAUGUCAAGUGCGUAAAACCGGAAGUCGGAAGAAUUUGACCUGUAUUGGUCACGCGUUCGUCAGUAACGCAAGUUUGUAUUUUUCCUUGAGAUUGUGUUCAAACACUCAACGAUGUAAAUGCUAUUUUCAAUGAGAACUGGUCGGUUUUGGUGGCGAAAAGUAUGAAAGUAAGCAAACAUUUUUAGCGUAGCUUCAGAAUAUUCUAGAGAUGAGGAAUGCAAGACCAUACCAGAUUAGAAAACGGCAAAAGUUUUUGGCGGGAAAAAUUGACCACCUGCGUCGGCUGCCAAAGGGCUGUAAACAGCUACAAUAUCAACCAAGUUUUCUUUAUCAGUUGUGGAAGAAUGAAUACUUGCCAUCAAACAUCGACUUCAACAUCGUCAGACGCUUGCUUUACGCCGACCGAGGACUCAAACGCGUUGGCGAGAAAGAUGGGCUGGAGUUCCUCAACCGUAGAUGUCGAUCGCAGUUCAAAAAGACUCAGCUCGGUGGAAAACUCAGGACCGUAUUUUAAACGUCGUAAGACGCCUUCUUCGUGUCCUACAACGAACAAUGAACAUGUUAUUACAAGAGGAAAGCGGUCUUUAGCUACGGAAUCUGAAAGAGACGAAACAGAGGGUAUGAACGCAAAUGAUGUUGUGAACCAGAGUGGAAAUGUAGCUGACAUACGAGAUGAUAGUCCUUCGGCUUUAGAAAUAAAGCGCGUGUUGUCAGUGGUUUGGAGUAAAGGAAACUUGGGUUCCUCUUACUAUGAUACAGAAACUUCACAACUGUAUCUCCAAAUGGAUGUUGUAGAGACAAAUGAUUUCCAGUUUCUUAAAAGAGUCAAAGAACAGGUUCAGGCCAAAGUCAUUAUAACAAGUGCAACACAGGAUGAAAGAUUGCUUAAGAUCUUAAAUGGGCAAGAGGGUGAAAACAAUGAUGAACAAAUUUGUGAGACAAAAGAAGUUGAAAUUCUUCCAAGCAUAGAUUUUUCUUAUGAAGUUUGCAAGAGAAGGAUAACUGCUUUGAAUGCAUGCCUGCCAGGAAUUCCACAGCACUUUACAGAAAAUGAGCGAGAUAUACAUAUGAGCUCACUUGUCCCAUUUGACAAUGUCAGCAUGGUGCGAAGUGCUGGUGCAUUGAUUAAAUACAUUGACAAGAAACGAAUUGGUGUUGAAAUGGAAGAUCCUGAAGUGAGAGUCCCCAUUUUGGGCCUCAAAGUAUUUUCUCUGAGUGAUCUUCUCAUUGUGGAUAACAAUACUUACAGUGCUUUACAGAUUUUUCAAAAGGAAAGUCACCCCUCUGUGUACAAGAUGGGAGCAGGGAACAGUGGUGCCAAGGAAGGACUAUCUCUCUUUGGCAUUACAAAUAGAACAAAAUCAGCAAUUGGGAGUCAUAUGUUGAGAAUGUGGUUUUUACGUCCCUCAAGAAACAUCAAUCUUCUGCAACAAAGACAAAAGUCAGUAUCCUACUUUAUGAAUCUUAGAAAUGCAGAACUGGUGGCAUCUCUACAAGAUUGCUUGAAACACAUCAAGAACGUCUCUGGAAUACUAUCAAGGAUGACUACAGCACAAGCAUCUGUUGGUGAUUGGCAAGCUCUCUAUAAGACGGCCUAUAAUGCAACUUACAUUGCCGACCUUUGCAGAAGGAUUCCCGUAGAUAUUGCAAUUGCCAAAAAGAUUGCUACAAGUUUUACGGACGAAUUGCUUCAAAUUGGGAGCCUGAUGAGUAAAAUUAUUGACUUCGAUGAGUCGACAGAGCAGAAUCGAUUUGUUGUUAAACCUGGAGUCGAUCCGGCUUUGGACGAAAAGAAAAGAACAUACAACGGCCUUCCCGACUUUAUGACAACUGUUGCAAGAGAAGAACUGAAUAAACUGAGCUCUUCCAUUACUGAAUGUAACGUCAUUUACCUACCACAGCUAGGCUAUUUGUUAGCAAUUCCACGGUCACCUGAGCUGAAAGAAGAGAGUGAUUUUGGCAUAGAUGGUCUAGAGUUUGUGUUCCUAAGCAACAACAGGCUCCACUACAAGAGUGCUCGUACGAGAGAGCUAGAUAACCUUCUAGGAGAUACACAGUGUGAGAUAACAGACCAUGAGACCGCCAUCAUGCAUCGCUUACAGACUGUUAUCUUGGAACACACCAAAGUGCUUAUGGAUGUCAUGGAAUGCUGUGCAGAGCUGGACUGUUUAAUUUCUUUGGCUGUAUGUGCCAGGGAGAACAACUAUGUCUGUCCCAAGUUGACAAUGGAUUCAGUGUUGAACAUAGAACAGGGCAGGCAUCCCUUACAGGAACUUUGUGUCAAUCUGUUCGUUCCAAAUGACACUGUGUUUGAAAAAGAUAAAGGACGGAUGAAGGUGUUAACGGGACCGAAUGCCAGUGGUAAAAGUGUCUACCUUAAGCAGGUCGGUUUAAUCGUAUUCCUUACGCAUAUUGGAAGUUUUGUUCCGGCUGAGUCAGCCACUGUAGGUAUCACUGACAGAAUUUUUACACGAAUACACACAAGAGAAACCGUGUCAGUUGGCUUAUCUACUUUUAUGAUCGAUUUAAAUCAGGUGGCGACUGCAGUAAAUGCGGCCACGGAUAAUUCGUUGGUCAUCGUUGAUGAAUUUGGAAAAGGAACUGCUACGAUCGACGGUUUGUCUCUACUGACUGCCACCCUUCGACACUGGCUGAGACAGGGGUCCAGUUGCCCAAAACUGCUUGUCUCGACGCACUUUCACAGCCUUGUGAAACAAAAGCUCCUGCCACAGACACCUCUGGUCACUUAUCAGACGAUGCAAGUGAUGGAAGAAGACGAGGACAUUGCGUUUCUUUAUCACCUUAUUGAUGGUUAUGCCGAGAGUAGUCUCGCAUGCCACAUCGCCUCCUUGGCUGGCUUGCCCCAUGAAUUACUCAAAAGAGCGCAACAGGUGACACAACUUACAAGAUGCAAUAAACCAAUCCUUAAGAAGGACACUGCAGAUGACGAAGAACAGCGAAAGAGACACAAAGCCAUCGUCACGAAAUUCUUGGCACUGAAUUUGGAUAACGAAGACCCUCAAACUUUUCUAAGUGAUCUUUUGGAAAAUUUCGAUGAUCGAUGAUUCUUUUUUUUAAUGAAAAG
This is a messenger RNA of Stylophora pistillata, 3669 nucleotides long. RefSeq names its product mutS protein homolog 5. Gene Ontology annotation, cellular component: nucleus. Lineage: Eukaryota; Metazoa; Cnidaria; Anthozoa; Scleractinia; Pocilloporidae. Gene Ontology annotation, biological process: chiasma assembly; mismatch repair. Gene Ontology annotation, molecular function: mismatched DNA binding; ATP-dependent DNA damage sensor activity; ATP binding. The record is from RefSeq and is a predicted model, not a curated record.